AUGCCUUUGAAAUCCAUAUCCUUUUUGGAAACUCCGUUGUCGUCUUUGUCCCGAAGCCUACAGCAUGAAUGGGACGUGACCUUCCGGCUACUGCGGUCCAACGCUACAGGGUUUCUCUUUAUCUUUAUCGGCGGACUUCUUGCCAGAGCUAUCAGUACACCUUUGCCAAUGGCAGAGACGGCUUCAUUAGUUAUCACGACGAUAGUUGUAGGCGUUCUCUGCAGCUACGUCUUCGAUAUUGCCAACCAAACAACGUCUCCGGAAGAAGAUUAUAUCAAUAAGCCUUAUCGUCCAAUUCCCGCCGGCUUGAUCAACAUUAACCAGGCGAGGGCUCGCUGGCUGCUGGCAUGGACCAUCGGACCUACUUUCGUGUAUCUUCUUUUUGGGGUCUGGGCCAUGCUGCAUCUCUUGCAUUGGGAGUUCUUGAUCUGCGUGUGCUAUGUGUGGCCCAGGUGGUUCUCCUGGUUUAUGCGCAAUUUUUUUGGCUCUUUUUCCUACUUCAUUCUGGGACGGCUUCUGAAUCAAGUGCUUGCAAAGGAGGCGCAAUAUUGGAACAUCGGCUUUCUAAUUGACCUCAGUAUCUUCGCGUGGUUCAUGGCGACGAUGCACAUACAGGAAUUUUACGAUCUCGAAGGUGACCGAAAAACCGACAGAAAUACACUUCCCAUGUUGCUUUCCCCACGAGGCUUGAAAGCUUUGCGGGCUGGGACUUCGCUCUUCAUCGUUGUAUUCAGCUCAGGCUUAUCAUUUGCCGGGUACAGGCGGGUGGCUCGAGACAAGCUUAUUGCACCGGCAUAUAUACUGCAACAAGUAUCAUCCUGCGUCCUCGCUUAUAGGAUCUGGGCGUCAAAGUCACCUGAGAUGGAUAAGAUCACUUACCACGCUUACUAUUACUUCUCGGUGUUAAUGAUCCUUUUGUCUUUGGUUUUAAUAUCUAAAUAG
Molecule: messenger RNA, 942 nt
Organism: Penicillium arizonense
Lineage: Eukaryota; Fungi; Ascomycota; Eurotiomycetes; Eurotiales; Aspergillaceae
Product: UbiA family prenyltransferase
Exons: 1
Coding region: 1-942 (313 amino acids)
Cellular component (GO): membrane
Molecular function (GO): transferase activity, transferring alkyl or aryl (other than methyl) groups
Source: RefSeq, a predicted model, not a curated record